AUGGGAAGAUAAUGGGGAUACAUUUUAUUUAUUUUUAUCGUUUUUAAUGAGAGUACGUUUUUGAUUAAUAAUUAUAUGAAAUUCAUUAUUGUUGUUUUAUUCGCUCUUGCAGCAACAACCUAUGCUUCAAAAACAUAGGACCAAAUCCUUGCUUUAUUAUAGACUGGAACAAAAGCAAGUGAUGCUAUUGAUACAGUUUUUGGCUUACUCAAUGAUUUAAAGCAAUCAAAUAUUGAUGCUUAAUUUGCUGCAGAUUAAAAGAAUGAAACAGAUGAAUGGGUCGGUGCAUAAACUAUCGAACAAUUCACAAAGAUUAAAAGUCUGAACUAAAAACUUUUUAGUUAAGCCAUUGAGAAUAGAGCCAAUUAUGAAGAAGUUCUUAAAUAAACAAAGAAUUAUUUAGCUUGGAAUGAAGCUAGAAGAGAUGAAAUCGCAAGAAAAAUUGAUGCUCUCUAAGAUAAUUAAUGCUUUAGCAAUUAACUUUUCGUCAAAUCCAUUAAACACAACUAAGAAGCUCUUGAAGUCAUCAGACUCUUAAAAUAAGACGUUGCUGGUUACAUCAUCAAUGGAGACUCAUUUGAAUUUACCUAAGUCAAGGCCUAAUCAGUUGCUGAGAAAUUGAAACAAUACAGCAAUCUUUUCUAAGACCAUCAAAUUAAAUCCUUUUUGGCCUUAGCUAAUGGACAAGAAGAAGGAGCAUCAUCUGGUCAUGGAGCUACCUUAGCUGAAAAAGUAUUGGGUGUUCUUGAAGGAUUAGAAUCUGAAUUGUCUGCUUCAUUGGAAAACUUGAAGUAGAAUGAAAUCAAUGCAUCAUGGGAAUUAGCCGGAUGGGUUUCAUUAUCUGAAGCUGAAAUUUCUUCCUUGGAGGUUGAAUAUGAGAGAAAAUAAGUCUUUGCUGACAGAACUGCUACUUAAAUCUAAGCUGCUUUGGCCUAAUAAGCUAAAUCAAAGAUCAUCUUAUAAGAAUCUCAAGACGCCUUAGAUUAAGCCCAAGCUGACUUAGAAAGCAGAAGAGCUGAUUAUGCUGAAGCCAAGGCUAAGAGACAAGAGGAGAAUGCUAUUUUAGAUGAAGUCAUCAUUAUGUUCAAAAAAUAAGUUGCCUCAUGGUCUGGAAGAUGAAAUUGAUAUAUUUUAUCAUAUAUUACAAUCAUUAAUCAAGAAUUUUACCUUACAAGUAAUCAUGAUUAAUAAAAUUAA
Molecule: messenger RNA, 1197 nt
Organism: Paramecium tetraurelia
Lineage: Eukaryota; Ciliophora; Oligohymenophorea; Peniculida; Parameciidae
Exons: 5
Source: RefSeq, a predicted model, not a curated record